Messenger RNA from Periophthalmus magnuspinnatus, 1506 nucleotides. RefSeq lists its product as uncharacterized. The record is from RefSeq and is a predicted model, not a curated record. The transcript is spliced from 5 exons. Bases 97 to 948 code for a protein of 283 amino acids. Lineage: Eukaryota; Metazoa; Chordata; Actinopteri; Gobiiformes; Gobiidae.
CUGUGUGCAAUCCACCGCCAAAUUCAAACCGAGAAGAAAACAACAGGAGGAGGCUGCGGUUUCGUCAAGAUUUGAUUUAAGAAGUUUUCACCAGAGAUGGAUAGUGUGGGAAAAGCAAUGGUGGGUGUUUGGCGUGCACACACAGCCCUGGAUGAAUCUGACACAGAGAGCUCCCCAGAAGCUCCAGACCGUUUCAAGAAGCAACGCUCCUCUUCUUCCCUCAACAGCCUGAGGAUGUCUCUCAGGAAGCGCCUCCCACUGCGCACCGUUCAGGCCAACUCUCUUCCUGAGAAUCCCACCUGGGAAAACUUCCAACAGGAACCAAAACCCAACAAGGUCCAAAGGCUCACCAGAAGUGCACGGAACUCUAUCACAGAAGUCUAUCAGAAAUUUCAGAAAACAAGGGAGGUUUCCCGUGAGGACUGUUUAGUUGCAACUCCAGGGCGUAUCUGUGAAGACGACGAACCAACCACUUCCAGCUCUCACACCCCAAAACAUACCACACACCGGGCCAUGACCCCCAGGCGUACCCCGAGAGCCACUACACCAGGACGCACUCCUGGAUCCAGGGCACGAAAGACUCCAGAAGCAAGUGUUCGUGGUGUGAAGACUGGAGGAGGCAGGAGGCAGCUGGUCCGCAUGGCCGCCCUACGAAGCCCAUUCUCGUCUCCCAACACACAGAACCAGAGGAUUAAUUUUGACAAAGAUCUUGAGUCAGUCUCUAGUGGACUAAGGAGACUCAAACAUCUGUCCAGGGCCUUUGAUGAGCUCAUCGGCAGAGAUGACAAAACGGGUUCAAGGGAGCGUUGUGGAAUAGCUAUGAUGAGAAAGUUGGACCCCAGUGGUAAACUUUGUCGCUCUAACCUCACACGUCGAGCAACUAACAUCUCAAACACAUUGGGAGGCUGGGCACAGACCACUGUGAACACUAUCUGCAAAACCAAUUAACAAACAUGCAUGUGUGUAUUAAACAGGACCUUUGUAGCAGUUUCUGUGGCGUUUAUGUUACUAUAUACAGUAGUACCUAGAAGGUGGAGACUCUAGUAGGGCAUUUUAAUUGUUCUGCCUUAGCUUUAUUCAGUCAGUAUAGUACAUAUAUUUUAUAUUUACAUAUCUUGGGUUGGCUAAAUACAGUCAAAAUUGGCUGCCAAAUAGAUAUAUUUUUGUAUUGUCUAAACCUGUAGCUGCUACAAACAAAUGUCUUAACAUUUGCCUGUUACAUUUAAAAAUACUAAUACUUUUUAUUUAGUCUUUCACUAUACUACAUAACACUGCACAAGACCAAAAUAUACAGAUACACUACUAAUACUUCAUCAGCAUUAUAUUCAAUACUGUUACUAAUGUUUGUCAUAUCUCCUCAAAUAUUGUUGAAUAUGCCAAAAUAUUUUCUAUUUUCUGUGAAACAGGAUUUUAUGCAACUGUUAUCUGUUGUCUGUGAUUUCUUUUUUAUACUUUAUUACUUUAGAUUUGUAAUGAUGUACACAAAAUGUCAAAAGACUGCAUUAU